AUGUCUUCAUCAACAUCAAUUGAACAACAACACCAAGAAUUUAAAAGACAAAUCUCCACGCAUGAUACUUAUCCAUGUUUUCUUCUUGAUCAAACAUUUCAACAACGUAUGUUAAGUCCAUCGUCAAAUGCUAUGCCAUCCUACUUAUCAGCUCAACCAUUUUCACCGUUAGCUAAAAGUCCAAUAACAACAUUACCAACAAAUACUAGUCGACUAUCAGCUAAACAAUCGAAUCAAUAUCGUUUAUUUCCAUCAAGUCCAUCAAAUAAUUUAAAUACAAAUCGAAUAAAUACACGUUCAGCAACACAAAUUGUUGAUGUACCUAUUGAGAAAACUAUAGUACCACUAAGAACAAUGACUGAUUUAUUUCCUUCAUUUUCUUAUAGCAGUAUGAAAACAUCAAAAGGAAAAUCGUCGCAUCAUUUAAUCGAUACAACACGUUCAGUAUCAGCAAGUACAAUUGGCGUAUCAAUAUUUGGUUUUCGCGAAGAAGACCUAGAAUUUAUUGUACAACAAUUUCAAGAUAUUGGCCAAAUUGAAAAAAUUGAACGCCCUUUAGGUUGUGAAAAAGGAAACUUUUUAAAUAUAACCUAUACUAAUCAUGUAUCGUAUCAAAAUGCCCUCAAUCGGGAUGGACGAGUUUUAAACGGAUACAUGAUUGGUGUUGUCCCCUUAAUUAAUAAAUAA
Molecule: messenger RNA, 687 nt
Organism: Rotaria socialis
Lineage: Eukaryota; Metazoa; Rotifera; Eurotatoria; Philodinida; Philodinidae
Source: the annotation of a GenBank genome assembly